Messenger RNA from Vanessa tameamea, 390 nucleotides. Its product is annotated as histone H2B-like. Gene Ontology annotation, molecular function: protein heterodimerization activity; DNA binding; structural constituent of chromatin. The record is from RefSeq and is a predicted model, not a curated record. The coding region runs from base 1 to 390 and encodes 129 amino acids. Lineage: Eukaryota; Metazoa; Arthropoda; Insecta; Lepidoptera; Nymphalidae. Gene Ontology annotation, cellular component: nucleosome. The transcript has 2 exons.
AUGUCCGGUCGCGGUAAAGGAGGCAAAGUCAAGGGGAAGGCAAAGUCGCGUUCGAACCGUGCCGGUCUACAGUUUCCGGUCGGACGUAUACACAGACUCCUCAGGAAGGGUAACUACGCAGAGCGCGUCGGUGCCGGUGCACCCGUGUAUCUCGCGGCCGUCAUGGAAUACCUAGCCGCUGAAGCCAUGUCGAUCAUGAACUCUUUCGUGAACGAUAUCUUCGAGCGCAUCGCCGCCGAGGCUUCUCGUCUCGCUCACUACAACAAGCGAUCGACGAUCACCUCGAGGGAGGUGCAGACUUCGGUGAGGCUUCUUCUGCCCGGCGAGCUCGCCAAGCACGCCGUGAGCGAAGGUACUAAGGCCGUAACGAAGUACACGAGCUCCAAGUAA